AUGAAGCAACAUUUCAUUCGCGUCUUUCAGCUCAUUGCCUUUCUGCCACUGUCCUCCUGCAGUUCCUUUCUUUUUGAACAUGGCACCAUCAUAUCUUUCGAUGAGAGCAGUGGAACACUGGAAAUGUUACGCGAUCACUCCCUUCUUGUUGUAGAUGAUACUAUCGGUGCGAUUUUCCCCUCAAACUCUACAGAUUUGCUUGAGAAUAUCGCGAUCCCUGCUGGCACUGUAUCUAUAUCUGCAGAGGGUGAUAUCAUAUCCCCUGGAUACGUGGAUACUCAUCGUCAUGUUUGGCAGACCAUUCAUCGGUCCAUAGGCGGAACACCGACGUUAGCUGAGGACCUCACGCGAUGGACGAAUACCACACUUGCGGCAGAGAUCUACGACACAAAGACAUCUUACUACUCGGAACUCGUCGGGCUUUGUGAAGCGGUCAACGCAGGAGUCACUACCAUCGUUGAUCAUGCACCUGGUUCGUUCACAAGCGAGAUUGUCGACGCUUAUCUUCAAGCCACCAAGGACAGCGGUAUCAGAAGUAUAUUCGCGUACAAUUUCGGUGGUUACGAAACCUUCCCGUUCCCUGACCAAAUACGACAUUUUAGGCAGCUGAUGGCUGACGGAACUUUCAACGGAAGUAAUAUCAGUCCUGGUAUCGCGUACGAAAGAUGGACCUUUGGCAUUGAACCCGAGAUUGAAGCUGUUGUCAGCUUAAUAAGCGAUUAUGACAUUGCUGUCCUCAAGACUCAUGCCGUCGGGGGCGUUUACGCGACCGAAAACAACCCGUCUGUACUCUCACAGAUAAUGCUGCCCAACGGAACCCAACUCUUGAAUACUUCAACACCGCUGAUUUUCGUACACGGAACGUCUCUGACAGCUACCGAUGUUGCGCUGUUGCGCACAUUCAAUCAUCACAUGGCAUUGGCCCCAGAAUUUGAGAUGUCUCACUCACGGGAAAUAGGCCAGCAGCACCUGGCUUUGGACCAAGCAUCUCUCAGCGUUGGAACGCACUACACGAAUAGCGGCGACAUGGUCACGCAAGCACGAAUAUGGCUACAAAACGUUCGCGAGCGUUUAUUAAGUCACCUUACAACUGAAGAAAGGGUCGUAGCGAAUCGCAACCCUAUGUCGGCGAACCAGGGAUUUUUGUUAGCCACAAGAUCGGGGGCUCAAGCGAUACGACGUAAUGACCUCGGUGUCCUUCGCAUCGGAGCCAAAGCUGACAUUGUCGUGUAUGAUGGCAAGGCACCAGGCAUGUUAGGUUGGAGUGAUCCUGUCACUGCUGUCCUCUUACAUUCUCAUGUGGGACAUGUCAAACAUGUCCUCGUUAAUGGGGAAUUAUGGAAACGAGAUGGUCGGAUUGUACAUCAAGGAUGUUUGAGCAACGAAAACAACAACAUCGAGGAGCAGUUUGUGGACGCUGCAAAAGCAGUUCAGCAGUUCUGGAACAGUCGCCCAGUUUCACUAGCAGGCCCCUUUCUCACAGGCUACCACUAUGGGAGGAUGCAGGAUGUGGACGUUGUGCGAGGCCCAGCAACAGGAUACUGA
This is a messenger RNA of Boeremia exigua, 1545 nucleotides long. RefSeq lists its product as uncharacterized. The record is from RefSeq and is a predicted model, not a curated record. Gene Ontology annotation, molecular function: deaminase activity. The coding region runs from base 1 to 1545 and encodes 514 amino acids. NCBI's taxonomy places the organism in Eukaryota, Fungi, Ascomycota, Dothideomycetes, Pleosporales, Didymellaceae. Gene Ontology annotation, cellular component: cytosol. The transcript is spliced from 2 exons.